UAAUGUUAUGUUUCCAAUCUUGUGGAGGAAGGGGAAACGGAAGAACCGAUGAGGCUGAAAGUGACGUUAUGACCGGGAAAGAUUAUACGUUCUCACACCUAUGAGAGCAAGCACAACCCCACAAUUUACGGAGAUUCAGAAUUGGGCUUCUUUUAUUUUCCCUCGUUGGUCUUUGUAAAGUCUUUCAUUUGACUUCCCUAGACUUCCUGAUUUCUUUAUUGACUUCGCUGGGAAGCGGUGCUUGAAGUCUGGGGAAAUGGGUUUGAUAUCUGGGCUCUUUUUCGGGAUAGCACUCGGCAUCGCUUUGAUGUAUGGAUGGCAACAUGUGAUGAAGUACCGAAGCGCUAAGCGGAUUGCGAAGGCAGUUGAUAUCAAACUCCUCGGAUCCCUUGACAGAGAUGAUAUAAGAAAAAUCUGCGGUGAUAAUUCUCCUGAGUGGAUAUCUUUUCCUGUGUAUGAACAGGUUAAAUGGCUAAACAAGCUGCUCAGCAAACUGUGGCCAUCUGUGGCAGAAGCUGGAUCCAUGGUGAUCAAAGAAUCUGUUGAGCCACUGCUUGAGGAAUACAGGCCUCCUGGAAUUACUUCAUUGAAAUUCAGCAAGCUGUCUCUCGGAAAUGUUGCUCCAAAGAUUGAAGGUAUUCGUGUUCAGAGUCUUAAGAAAGGCCAAAUCAUUAUGGACAUUGAUUUCCGGUGGGGAGGUGAUCCUAGCAUUAUUCUGGCUGUUGAAGCGGCACUGGUUGCAUCAAUCCCCAUUCAGUUGAAAGAUCUCCAAGUCUUCACGAUUGUCCGUGUUAUCUUCCAACUUGCUGAAGAGAUACCCUGUAUUUCAGCUGUUGUUGUUGCCCUACUUGCUGAGCCAAAACCUCGAAUUGAUUACACUCUUAAGGCCAUUGGAGGAAGUUUGACUGCAAUUCCUGGAUUAUCAGAUAUGAUUGAUGACACUGUGAACUCAAUAGUUACUGAUAUGCUCCAAUGGCCUCAUAGGGUCGUUGUCCCGCUUGGUGGUGUACCUAUUGAUAUUAGUGAACUGGAGCUUAAACCUCAGGGAAAUCUCACAGUGAAUGUUGUGAAAGCCAAUGAUUUGAAGAAUAUGGAAAUGAUUGGGAAAUCUGAUCCUUAUGUAGUUCUGCAUAUUCGACCUUUAUUUAAGGUUAAAACCAAGGUUAUUGACAACAACUUGAAUCCUGUUUGGGAUCAGGCGUUUAACUUGAUUGUCGAAGACAAGGAGACUCAGUCGCUCUUUCUAGAGGUUUUUGAUAAAGAUAUUGGGCAAGAUAAGAGGUUGGGAAUAGUAAAAUUACCCCUUAUUGAUCUCGAACCUGAAACUGAUAAAGAAAUUGAGUUGAGGCUGCUGCCAUCGCUGGACACACUGAAGGUAAAAGAUAAGAAGGACCGAGGAUCAUUGACAAUUAAGGUCUUAUACCAUCAAUAUAAUAAAGAAGAGCAGUUGGAGGCUCUAGAAGCAGAGAAGAAGAUACUAGAAGAAAGGAAGAAGUUGAAAGAGGCAGGAGUUAUAGGAAGCACCAUGGAUGCUAUAGACGGAGCAGCAUCACUGGUUGGUUCUGGUGUAGGAAUGGUUGGUACCGGUGUUCUUGCUGGUGCGGGGCUUGUUGGUACUGGUGUUGGUGCUGGGGUGGGGCUUGUUGGUACUGGUGUUGGUGCUGGGGUGGGGCUUGUAGGUAGUGGUCUUGGAGCUGUCGGCAGUGGAUUGAGCAAGGCAGGUAAGUUCAUGGGCCGGACUAUCACGGGAGGACAUAGCAGUGCUAGAAGGAGUGGAUCAUCUACUCCUGUUAGUAAUGUUCAGGAAAAUGGUGGCGGCGCAAAGCCCCUGUGAUUUUUCAUUGGGAGCUGCGAGAGACUAGAUAGAACUUGACUUUGUGAACUUUGAUGAUAGAUUUCCUAUUUGAUUGUUCUUUGUCAUAUCAUGCUUUCUCUAGGCUGUUUCAUCCGCCGGACUCAAAAAGCUGGGUUUAGUUUUUAAGUGUACCUCCUUUAUCUGUAAUAGUACCAAACCUGGGUGUGUAAUAAAACAUAAGUAGUGCAAAUUCCUGAUGCAUGAGAACCAAAGGAGAUACGAUAGCAUGAAUUUAUAUUAUACGAAUUGUUGCACGUAGCUUUGGGGGGCGUGAAAGCAAAUAGAAAAUGGCAUGUUCUUACCAUAACCA
Messenger RNA from Neltuma alba, 2165 nucleotides. RefSeq names its product synaptotagmin-5. The record is from RefSeq and is a predicted model, not a curated record. Gene Ontology annotation, molecular function: lipid binding. Gene Ontology annotation, cellular component: endoplasmic reticulum. The coding region runs from base 257 to 1834 and encodes 525 amino acids. Lineage: Eukaryota; Viridiplantae; Streptophyta; Magnoliopsida; Fabales; Fabaceae. The transcript has 12 exons.